This is a messenger RNA of Saccostrea echinata, 2289 nucleotides long. RefSeq lists its product as uncharacterized. Lineage: Eukaryota; Metazoa; Mollusca; Bivalvia; Ostreida; Ostreidae. Bases 1 to 2289 code for a protein of 762 amino acids. The record is from RefSeq and is a predicted model, not a curated record. The transcript has 12 exons.
AUGGGUUUGACAGGAGAUGCUUACUCCUCCAUGGCACAGUAUCUAACCUCUAAAGGAAUAACUCUUUAUGAACCAACAUUUACCAGUGAAUGGAUCACCGUAGAAGCUCAAGAUGACAAUAAGUGUGAAUUCUACGUCCCUUUUCUGGAUGGUUUUAAAACAACAACCAGACCUGUCAAAGUAAUAGUUGAAGUAAAAGUCGAAGAUGAUGGAGAAUCGUUCAUCUUUAACGCUUUCGGUUCCUCACCACGAGAUGAUGACAAAAAUGAGGAAUAUGGCGGGGUUGUUUAUUUCUACAAUGCAAGUGGUGUGCUUAUUUUCUUGCCAAACAGGUAUCGUGGAGAUGAUGAUGGGAAAGCUGUAUAUCUAGGAAUAAAGGACGUUUGGUACCAACCAACCUCUCAUUCAAACGAGGAAAUUAAAAAUGAAUUUGUUGAUGCGGAAGUUCGAGUAAAGAUGUGGCGAUAUGACGAUUUGCCCCCACAGUACGAUUCUGGUUUCAUAUACACAAUAGAAUCAGGACAUCAAGAUAAAACUCACUUAGAGGUGCCCAUCAAUUUGACUUCAAAUCCAGAUAUGAUUGUAGUCCAAGCUGAACCAAUAACAAUUUUGGACGAAAUGCCGGGACUAAUUGCGGAAGGAGGCGGCGUUCCGGGAUGUCUUGGUUGUGGUGAACAAGCUGGUGGACUGUCAUUUGCAUACAACGCUUCUCAUGUUCGGCUAUGGGUUAAAUUGAACUAUCCGAUAACUAGUGCAGCAGACGGAUGGGGAGACGAAGACUAUCCAACUGAAUACCGUUUAAUGUCCUCGGAAGUGAAAGUCAGGAUUCUCGCCUGGACUUUUGACAAUGCAGUGAACACAUGUCAAUGGAAAGAAACAUUGACAACAGACAUUGCAGAAUCUGUACAAACAACUCCGAAGAUGAUAUUCACGCGUGAAGUGGUAACCGAAGCUUCUCUUGUGAUGGUGAAGAUUCGACCCGUGGAUGGUCCAAACGUAGGUUUCUCAUUUUAUGGCGCUGGUUCAGUAGUGACAUCCGGGAGCUAUGACGCAAGUAAAAGAUACACGGGUCUGGUGUUUGGCUACAACAAUUUUGGGGUGUACGUCUGGAGGGUCAAGCCUACCUCAAGAUCUUUUGUUUUUGAUAUCAGUAGUCCGUGGGGAGGCGGAAAAUAUAGCCAACAAACUAAUGACGUGGAGAUUGACAUUAUCGCUCUUGGAAUGAUGUCAAGAGAGAUUCUAUGUCCUGCGUUAACGGAUCCGACAGAUGGUACUGUUGUUUUAAGUUCCGGUAGAUCUGUCAAUGACGAGGCUGUUUACAGUUGUAAUCCAGGCUUUGUAAUAACGGGGGGUAAUCUCACUCGAACCUGUUUAGACAUUGGAAAUUGGAGUGGUAGUGCUGCAGCAUGCUCAGAAAUUUACUGUCCAUCACUGAUUCCUCCUCAACAUGGAGGUCUCAUACAGAACACCUCUGUAGGUGGAACAGCUUACUUCUACUGCAAUCCCGGGUUUCAGUUAUCUGGUGGAGAUUCAAAUCUCACAUGUCUGGACAAUGGAACUUGGGUUGGAGAUCCUGUAAUUUGUUCUGAAAUAUUAUGUCCAGUAAUAGAAAAUCCAGAAAAUGGCAUCGUUACAUUGUCGAACAACAACUCCAUGACGAAUAUUGGGAUGUCUGGUGUUCCCUUUAACACUAGCGCUACGUUCACCUGUAACCCCGGGUACUAUAUAGCGGCGUCUGUAUCUAUCUUCAAACGCACCUGUCUCGUAAAUGGAAGUUGGGAUGGGGCACCAUUCAGCUGCUCAGAAAUCCUGUGUCCAGAGCUUGAUGAGGCACCAAAUAGCACAAUUACACACAUAAACCGAUCUAUAAAUGGAACAGUGCGUUAUAAAUGCAACAAAGGGUAUAUUCUAGCAAACGGCAGUCUUCAGCGAAAAUGUACUUCUUAUGGAGAAUGGGAUGGAAGACCUCCAAAUUGCACAGCUUUAGGACAGUGCAUGUGUCCCUGUAAUAUGGUGCAUGAGCCAAAGUAUACAAACACUAGUGAUGAAGCACUGAUCAGAGAGAUCGAGAAGAUGCGAGAAGAACUUCUUGUUCUAGAAACUUCGGCUGCUCUGAGAAAAAAGAUAUCUGUGAAAGAUUUUCGUCCUUCUACCAAUGCUUCUGGGAGUGUUUGGGUGAUACUUCUGUUAAUUAUGGCUGCUUUAAUAAUUGUUCCUGAUGUAUUAUCAGCUCUUAGAUAUGUAAAAAUUGUGUAUACAAGACGUCUUAUUUCUAGAGAAAUAAAAUAA